AUGAAGAAAUCGGCGCAUAUGCCGGCGGCCAGUGAACGCCCGCUCUACAGGAACGCGUUCGACAGAGCGGAGCAUGCCUCACUGUGGGCGUUGGACAAGACCAAGUUCGACCGAACCAAACCGGCGGAAACGCUUGCCGAUCUCAUCACGCCGCACGCCCAUGGACACAAGUUUACGAACUCAGGGAUCACCAAAUACGCGCACUACGUAAACGUCUGGGAGCCCGUAUUUCCUCGAACGCCUGAUGUGCAAAAGGGAGAGCUCAUAUCCGGAGCCAAUUUCACGCGUACUAGCGGAUGGCAUCUACCAGGAGAACCCGCGAUUGUCUCGGUUGGAAAGUUGGCACCAGACAACCAAAGGGCUAUCGGUUACGCCGAGAACGCUGUUGUGCCCGACUCAAUUACACCAGACGCAUUCCCGGACUUCAGCGAGUACAGGCUGCCCAAGGGAACUGACAGAAGAGCGGCCAUAUACCUCAUGUCAGCGACGGCCAUGUUCUUCUUCCUCGCGUUGGGCAGGUCCAUCGUGUGCAAAGUCAUACACUUCUUCUGGGUGGCGAGGGACGUCGCUGCUAGCGGCUCCAUAGAGGUUAACGUCUCCCAGAUGAUACCCGGGGAUCAAAUCACCGUCAAGUGGAGGGCGAAGCCCGUCUUUAUCAAAAGGCGCACGCGCGAAGAAAUUGAGCGCUCAAGGAAGGACGACGAAAUCGUCGACUCCAUGAGGGACCCGGAACUGGACUCGGAAAGGAACGUGAACCCAGAGUGGCUGGUCAACAUCGGUAUAUGUACCCAUCUGGGCUGUGUUCCUACCAAGGGAGGCAACUAUGGCGGUUACUUCUGCCCAUGCCACGGAUCGCACUACGAUGCCUCGGGCCGAAUCAGACAAGGGCCCGCCCCAGCAAACCUGGAAGUACCACCCUAUAAAUUCAUUGACGAAAACACAAUCAAACUAGGGUGA
Babesia ovata is the source of this 957-nucleotide messenger RNA. RefSeq names its product ubiquinol-cytochrome C iron-sulfur subunit. The transcript is spliced from 4 exons. Gene Ontology annotation, molecular function: quinol-cytochrome-c reductase activity; 2 iron, 2 sulfur cluster binding. The record is from RefSeq and is a predicted model, not a curated record. Gene Ontology annotation, cellular component: membrane. The coding region runs from base 1 to 957 and encodes 318 amino acids. Lineage: Eukaryota; Apicomplexa; Aconoidasida; Piroplasmida; Babesiidae. Gene Ontology annotation, biological process: mitochondrial electron transport, ubiquinol to cytochrome c.